GAGCACCUUGAGUGAUGCCCAAGAAGUUCCAAGGUGAAAAUACCAAGUCGGCUGCUGCCCGCGCAAGGAAAGCUGAGGCAAAGGCAGCAGCCGAUGCCAAACGUCAGCAGGAGCUGGAAGAUGCCUACUGGAAGGAUGAAGACAAACACGUGAUGAGGAAGGAACAAAGGAAGGAAGAGAGGGAGAAGCGGCGGCUGGAGCAGCUGGAGCGCAAGAAGGAGCUGCAGCGCCUGCUGGAGGAGGAAGACUCCAAGCUGAAAGGGAAGUCACCCAAGCAAGUCACUCCGGGCAAAGUCACCAGGGCCCAGAUCGAGGAGACGAUCAGAAAAGAGCAGCAGCAGAAGGAGAAUGCAGAUACAGUGGAGAAGGAGAAGACUCACUUGGAGGUUCCCUUGGAAGAGAACAUCAACAGAAGGGUACUGGAGGAAGGAUCGGUGGAGGCCAGGACGAUUGAAGAUGCCAUUGCUGUCCUCAGUGUUGCCAAUGAUCUGGACCGGCACCCCGAGCGCCGGAUGAAAGCUGCCUUCACGGCUUUUGAAGAGGUCAAUCUGCCACGCCUGAAGCAAGAGAACCCCAACAUGCGCCUGUCCCAGCUCAAGCAGCUCCUCAAGAAGGAGUGGAUGAAGUCGCCAGAAAACCCCAUGAACCAGAGGCACAAAGCUUACAACAGCCAAAAGUAGAACUUAGAGCUGAUCGUCCCCCACGGACAGUGGGCUGGAGCCACAGGGCUCUGCUUGGAUGAAAAUAAGAGACACAAGAAACCUCCUCUCCU
Molecule: messenger RNA, 772 nt
Organism: Balearica regulorum gibbericeps (East African grey crowned-crane)
Lineage: Eukaryota; Metazoa; Chordata; Aves; Gruiformes; Gruidae
Source: RefSeq, a predicted model, not a curated record